Molecule: messenger RNA, 606 nt
Organism: Fusarium verticillioides 7600
Lineage: Eukaryota; Fungi; Ascomycota; Sordariomycetes; Hypocreales; Nectriaceae
Exons: 1
Coding region: 106-540 (144 amino acids)
Source: RefSeq, a predicted model, not a curated record
UUUGAGGCUUGAAGCUGCUAUGCCUUCCCCGGCCAAAGGUGCUCACCGCGGGAACUCGGAUGUGUUCUCAGUUAUGGAGGAGAUCUUGGUUGCCCUUAACAGCCCAUGUUCAUCCACUGCAACGUGAAUAGUCGUGGGCAGAGACUGGUUCAACUUCGAUCCAACUUCUUGGCAGAGGCUAGAGAUUCAGUUGUCCAGGGGAGAUGUGAGAUGCGAAGCACAUGCUCUGCGUAUACUAUGGGCACGAGAUCACGAUUACAAUCACAAUCCACCUCAAGGGAAACAAACAAGACAGAUAAAUACGCCUGGCCCCGGACAACCGUCGAGACAUACAUCUGCCUAAACGAACGACACAAAGACGGUGAGUAUCUUAGUGAUAUUAAGAGUCCAGAUGAUUACUAUACAUAUUCUUUCUUCUAUCACGGACUUUUGCAAGCUGGCGGCAGUCCUUCCAUACAAAUACCACGAGGUUGUACGGAUACCUUGCUUGCUUAUGUCUACAAGUACCACAGUUCGUUGUGUCUCGACCCUAUAGUAUAACAAUUUGCAUGUCAGAUAUCCUAGAAACCACUUAUAAUGGACAUAUAUAUAUAUCCAUAUUUCCAC